GCCAUUUAGGACACAGUUGAGUAACCUGCAGUCACGCGCUCGCUUGAUAAAUUUACGCCCUUCGGUAGUUUUUACUAAACACCGCGACAGUCUGUGCAGGAAAUACCUUUGGUUUAAAUAGUUUUUUUUACAUUAAAAAUUGGAAAAGAUUAAAAAUGAACAACACGCUGUUGAUCGCUCUUGUGCUUACAUGUGUCGCCUUGCUACUGUGUAUAAUAAGCACUGCCAUUCCCUACUGGUGGAGUAGUGACAAUUUUGACCUAGGACUCUUCCGGUAUUGUGGAACAAUUAACAUCCUUGGAACCUCUAGUACGUCUUGUGGAGAAUUCUCUGAUGUACCGGACUGGAUGAAAGCCACUCGUGCAAUGAUGGUACUGUCCAUCCUUGCUCUGGGUGCAAGCAUCUUACUGUCUGUCCUGUUUGGAUUCAUUAUGAAGGAGAAACAGUUCUUGGCUAUUUUGGCAGCCUUCAUGUGCUUUGCUGCAGCUGGCCUGGCGAUACUUGGUGUUAUCAUAUACGGUGCCAAGGCCCCGCUCAAAAGUUUCGAUCUGGUUUACGGUGAAGGAUCCCUUCAUGCCGGCUUUGGACUGGCAAUUAUAGCGGCCAUUGCUGCUGUUGUUGCCGGAGUAUUUGUCUUCCUGUCAAAGGGCAGGAACGUGUAAUCAAAAGGAAAGAAAGCCUGGCCACUUUUUAUAUAUGCUAUAUAUUCAUUAAUAAAUUUUUAUGCAUCUUAUUACCAUUCUCGCCCAGCCUUAUUUAAAGUUCAUUGUUUACGAGUUAUCGCUUGAGCCAUAAUGAUACUAAGACAUUAUAUCAAUCAAGUAUAUAUACUAUUGUGUACCAUUCAAAACCUUCCAUGAAAUAGAGUUUUUACACAUACACAAGUUAAGUUUGUUUAUAAAGAUACUUUGAAGUAACUGUUUGUAUUUUUAAAGGUGAAAUUUGGGUAAACAAUAUCUUUAAGAAUUAACAGGGUAGACAGUGUAAUUUAAAGCGGGCAACUGUGAAUGAAAUUAUUGCCUUAUAUAAUUGAUUGGGUUUUUAACCAAUGUCAUGCCUUCAAAGGCCUAUGUCAUUUUCUUUUUACAUUGUACAUAGAUCUCAGUUUUAUUUUGCUCUCUACUUGACAGGUCUAUGAUUUGCAUUUUCAUCAUGAAUCUCAUGGAAACUUUGGUAUACACUCCAUUACAAUUUUGAUUCGCAUUUGAUCGGAUUUGGCACCGUGUUUAAUUGGCUGAAAGUAUGUUUUCUUGCAUCAAGCACGAGUCUCGCUUUCACUUUGAUUUAUUCAGCACAGACAUUGUACUUGAAAAAAAAGUUAUUUACAGACAUAUGAAAUGCUUUGUGUCUUCUGCAGCUAAAAAGAAUAAAAUGUAUUUAUUGUGUUUACACCUAGUGAUUAAGAAGGAUGGUGCAUUGUUGACAUGGAAAUUCAUUCACGGCUUUUAUCAUUAGAUUAAUCAAUAUGCAUCCACUAUUGACAUAUAUGGCACGACCACAUGCUUGGCAAGCAAAUUGUUCAUUGCAAUGCUGCUGUUUACGAACUAUGUUCAAGAGGCGAUGCCUUUCUUUUACUUUUUCUUUUGCUUAUAUGUAUAGAUAGUCCUUGUGUGUUAUUUUAUACAUUGUAUUUUGUAAAAUGAAUAAAAUAGUCAAAAUCGUU
Messenger RNA from Mercenaria mercenaria, 1663 nucleotides. Its product is annotated as epithelial membrane protein 3-like. The record is from RefSeq and is a predicted model, not a curated record. Lineage: Eukaryota; Metazoa; Mollusca; Bivalvia; Venerida; Veneridae. Gene Ontology annotation, cellular component: plasma membrane. The coding region runs from base 156 to 662 and encodes 168 amino acids. The transcript is spliced from 4 exons.